UUUAUCAAACAACGAAGCAACGGUCACACUGCAAGCCAAUUUGGAAAAUUUGAGCGAAAAUUGUUGGUAAAAAGGGUGUUUGUGUAUUGAAAAGCCUCAGAAUUGGUGUGAAAAUGACGUCGCUGGACCCGGCGCCGAACAAAACGUGGGAGCUGUCGCUGUAUGAGCUGCAGCGUAAGCCCCAGGAGGUGAUCACGGACAGCACGGAGAUCGCGGUGUCCCCGCGAAGCCUCCACAGCGAGCUGAUGUGUCCCAUCUGCCUGGACAUGCUGAAGAAGACGAUGACGACGAAGGAAUGCCUGCACCGCUUCUGCUCCGACUGCAUCGUCACCGCCCUGCGGUCAGGCAACAAGGAGUGCCCCACGUGCAGGAAGAAACUGGUCUCCAAGCGCUCGCUGCGCGCCGAUCCCAACUUCGACCUGCUCAUAUCGAAGAUAUACCCCAGUCGCGAGGAGUACGAGGCCAUCCAGGAGAAGGUGAUGGCCAAGUUUAACCAGACGCAGUCGCAGCAGGCGCUGGUCAACUCCAUUAACGAGGGCAUCAAGCUACAGUCGCAGAACCGGCCACAAAGAUUCCGCACCAAGGGUGGUGGGGGUGGAGGCAAUGGUAAUAGUGCCCCUACCAGUGGCAGUGUGGCGGCUCCUCCUGGUCCUGGUGCUCCCGCUGCUGUGGCCCGCAAUGCCUCCAAUCAGAUGCAUGUCCAUGACACAGCCUCCAAUGAUAGCAACAGCAAUACCAACAGCAUCGAUCGCGAGAACCGGGAUCCGGGUCAUUCGGGCACUUCGGCGGCCUCGGCAAUUACGAGCGCCUCCAAUGCGGCGCCCUCCUCAUCGGCCAAUUCGGGCGCCAGCACUUCCGCCACCAGAAUGCAGGUGGAUGACGCUUCCAAUCCGCCAUCGAUGCGGAGCACACCCUCGCCGGUGCCCUCCAACUCGAGCAGUUCGAAGCCGAAGCGCGCCAUGUCGGUGUUGACUUCGGAGCGGUCCGAGGAGUCCGAGUCCGACUCGCAAAUGGACUGUCGCACUGAGGGCGACUCCAACAUCGACACCGAGGGCGAGGGCAAUGGCGAGCUGGGCAUCAACGAUGAAAUUGAGUUGGUGUUUAAGCCCCAUCCCACAGAGAUGUCCGCGGAUAACCAGCUAAUACGGGCGCUAAAGGAGAAUUGUGUGCGCUACAUCAAGACCACAGCCAAUGCCACCGUCGAUCAUCUCAGCAAGUAUCUGGCCAUGCGGCUCACUCUCGAUCUGGGCGCUGAUCUACCGGAGGCCUGUCGCCUGCUCAACUUUUGCAUCUACGUAGCUCCCCAGCCACAGCAACUGGUCAUCCUGAAUGGCAACCAGACGUUGCAUCAGGUCAACGAUAAGUUCUGGAAGGUAAACAAGCCGAUGGAAAUGUAUUAUUCGUGGAAGAAAACCUAAGCAGAACGAACGGAAAUUAGUAUUAGGUCGUUUAUUUCAGAACUGGAAAUAUCUCUAUAGCUGUAUUGCUUAACAAGUAUAUAAUCAUUCAUUCUAAAACAAAAUAUAUAUGAUUGUAAGUAAUAA
Drosophila elegans is the source of this 1544-nucleotide messenger RNA. RefSeq names its product E3 ubiquitin-protein ligase RING1 (gene Sce). Lineage: Eukaryota; Metazoa; Arthropoda; Insecta; Diptera; Drosophilidae. The record is from RefSeq and is a predicted model, not a curated record. Bases 114 to 1418 code for a protein of 434 amino acids. Gene Ontology annotation, cellular component: ubiquitin ligase complex; PcG protein complex. Gene Ontology annotation, molecular function: ubiquitin protein ligase activity; chromatin binding. The transcript is spliced from 2 exons.